CAGAGUCUGACACGGACGAAUCUGAAGACGAUGACAGUGACCUGCGUGUGCAGCAACCAGACGAGCUGGAUGAACCACUAUAUCAAGGCUGCCGACUGUCUCUAGCUGAAAGUCUUCUGCUGGCGAUGGGAUUCAUCCUACGGCACAAGUGAGUGUAGCCGAUCCCUGGACACUAAAGAACUUCUGAACAAAGGACAAUACUUCCUGUCAUUUGAUUUGGAGAGUCAGCCUACAGAAAUGCUCAAGAAAUUUGAGGCAUCUCUUCUGAAGCCUUCGCCAAGCAUUAACAUGACAGACAUCCACCAAAGCCCAGCAUACAACAGCCUACCAGUUGGAAAAAAUGAUGUCUCUCUCACUUUCAAUACUGAUGGUGUACAACUUUUUGAGUCCUCACAAUUCUCCAUCUGGCCAAUCACAGUGCAGGUCAAUGAACUACCAUUUAAAGAGAGGCUCCUGCACCCCGCUGUCGCAGGCUUGUGGUUUGGAAAGACAAAGCCCAACUUCAAAUCGUUCUUCCACCCUUUUGUGAAGACCAUGAACAGGCUAUCAACACAAGGAUUUAAGUGGUCAAAUGCAGAAGGAGAAGUUACCACCAAGGUAUUUCCAGGCCCGUGCACUGUGGACAGUGUGGCAAGAGCCCCCCUGGUAAAUAUGCACCAAUUUAAUGGGAGGUUUGGGUGCCUUUGGUGCUUUCAUGAAGGGGAAGUUAUUGCUAAAGGAAGAGGACACACAAGAGUGUACCCCAUAACUGAUCGUGAACACGCCAUUCGCACUUCUGCUUCCGUCUACAAGGAUGCAACAAAGGCACGGCAGAGAAAUGAACCUACUCGUGGAAUCCUCGGUCCCAGUGUUUUGUUCCUGCUCUCAUAUUUUGACAUUUGUAAAGGUGUCGUCGUCGACUACAUGCACACUGUGUGUCUUGGUGUAGUCAAGGCAACAACAGUCAUGUGGCUUACUAAUGCAUCUCAGCCUUACUAUUUGAAGCCCAAGCUUGGUGAAGUGAAUCAACGCAUUCUAAAUAUCAAGACUGUUGCUGAAAUCAGUCGUCUCCCGCGCAAAGUAACUGACUACAACAUCUGGAAGGCAUCUGAAUGGCGUGCUUGGCUGCUCUUUUAUUCUGUUCCUGUCCUCACAGACUUGCUCCCCAAAAAGUACUUAAAAAACUGGAAAAAGCUAGUUAUGAUUAUGCAUAAACUGCUGUCCUUCAAUGUAAAUCUUGAAGAGCUUGACAGUAUCCAAGCUGAAGUCCUCUCAUUUGCACGCCGGUACCAAGCGCUCUAUGGCACAGCAAGCAUGACAUACAACAUGCACUUAGUAACACAUUUAGUGCUGUGUGUCAAGAACGGGGGCCUCUCUGGGCAUAUUCGAAUUUUCCUUUUGAACAUUUCAAUGGUGUCUUAA
Molecule: messenger RNA, 1401 nt
Organism: Ornithodoros turicata
Lineage: Eukaryota; Metazoa; Arthropoda; Arachnida; Ixodida; Argasidae
Exons: 3
Coding region: 238-1401 (387 amino acids)
Source: RefSeq, a predicted model, not a curated record